UAAAAUUAUUUUCAAUAAUAUAUUGUCGCUAUUUUUCGUCUCAAUUCUCUUAAAAUUUAAAAUUAUUUUCAAUAAUAUAUUGUCGCUAUUUUUUUUCUCGAUUUCAGUCUAGUGCUACUGAAAGCGUAGAUCUCCCGCAGAAAUAAGCAAUGGCGACAUUGAGGAACUUGAAGAUAAAGACGUCGACCUGCAAGAGAAUAGCCAAGGAGCUUCACUCUUAUGAGAAAGAGGUCCAAACAGAGUCUGCUAAAACCGCCGAUAUGAAGGCUAAAGGCGCCGAUCCAUAUGAUCUCAAACAGCAGGAAAAUGUGCUGGCUGAAUCUAGGAUGAUGGUUCCUGACUGCCGAAAGCGUCUAGAGGCUGCUCUGAGUGAUCUUAAAGGCACUUUGGUCGAACUGGAAGAGUCUGGGCAAAAGGAAGGUUCAGAAAUUGAUGAUGCUCGGAGCACCAUUACAGAUGUUGAACAAAUAUUUCAAUCUUCAGACGCUUAGUUGAAGAGUUGGGUUUACUCAAACUGGUUUGUUUAUGUAUUAGCUCUGCUGUGAUGGAUAAUGAGUGCUCAAGAUCUCAUCUGUUUUGACAUAUGCAGUGUGAUCAUGUUUUAAUAUGAAAACAGGCUUUAUCUGAUAA
Salvia hispanica is the source of this 630-nucleotide messenger RNA. It is a transcript of the gene KIS, whose product is annotated as tubulin folding cofactor A (KIESEL). Gene Ontology annotation, cellular component: cytosol; microtubule cytoskeleton. Gene Ontology annotation, biological process: post-chaperonin tubulin folding pathway; tubulin complex assembly. NCBI's taxonomy places the organism in Eukaryota, Viridiplantae, Streptophyta, Magnoliopsida, Lamiales, Lamiaceae. The record is from RefSeq and is a predicted model, not a curated record. Gene Ontology annotation, molecular function: beta-tubulin binding.